Ustilaginoidea virens is the source of this 240-nucleotide messenger RNA. RefSeq lists its product as uncharacterized. The record is from RefSeq and is a predicted model, not a curated record. The transcript has a single exon. The coding region runs from base 1 to 240 and encodes 79 amino acids. NCBI's taxonomy places the organism in Eukaryota, Fungi, Ascomycota, Sordariomycetes, Hypocreales, Clavicipitaceae.
AUGGGUCUUGCGGCCGAGUCGGACACAGAUCGAGGGUGGGGCGGGGGGGCAAAGUGCAUCGGAAAGGUCGGAGUCGUCGUCGUCAAGAACAAGAGUCCCAAGAGAGACAGAAGAGACGGACGGCUCCGGUGGAACUCGGAGCUUUAUUCACCCAGCCAGGCGGUGUGGGCCGUGCGUCGUGACCUUGUCACCUGGGGACGGGAGCAAGAUCGGCGGCGACGCAUCGUCGGUUGUGGCUAA